Molecule: messenger RNA, 923 nt
Organism: Populus trichocarpa (black cottonwood)
Lineage: Eukaryota; Viridiplantae; Streptophyta; Magnoliopsida; Malpighiales; Salicaceae
Product: probable NAD(P)H dehydrogenase (quinone) FQR1-like 1
Exons: 4
Coding region: 144-755 (203 amino acids)
Molecular function (GO): NAD(P)H dehydrogenase (quinone) activity; FMN binding
Source: RefSeq, a predicted model, not a curated record
UCUCUAUAAAAAACGUCAACGCUCUUUUCUUUUUCUCAUCCUUUUAAAAUCACACACGCAACCAACCAACCAACUAACACCCAGAGAGAGAGAGAGAGAAGGAGAGUGUAAGCUAGCUAGCUUUGCAGAGUUCUGCCGAUUCAAUGGCGACCAAAGUGUAUAUUGUGUACUAUUCCAUGUAUGGACAUGUAGAGAAACUGGCAGAAGAGAUUAAGAAAGGGGCUUCAUCUGUUGAAGGUGUUGAGGCCCAAUUAUGGCAGGUUCCUGAGACACUGCCAGAAGAGGUGCUUGGAAAGAUGAGUGCACCACCAAAGAGUGAUGUACCAAUCAUUACACCUGGUGAACUCGCUGAAGCUGAUGGAUUUGUGUUUGGAUUCCCGACAAGAUUUGGAAUGAUGGCUGCCCAAUUCAAAGCUUUUCUGGAUGCAACUGGAGGUCUAUGGAAAACACAGCAACUUGCUGGCAAGCCCGCUGGAAUCUUCUUUAGCACUGGAUCGCAAGGUGGUGGCCAAGAGACCACAGCGUUGACUGCUAUUACCCAACUUGUUCACCAUGGGAUGAUAUUUGUUCCCAUUGGCUACACAUUUGGUGCUGGCAUGUUUGAGAUGGAGAAGGUGAAAGGUGGAAGUCCUUACGGCGCAGGAACUUUCGCUGGGGAUGGGUCGAGACAGCCAACCGAGCUUGAAUUGGAGCAGGCUUUCCACCAGGGCAAGUACAUUGCUGCCAUCACAAAGAAGCUCAAAGGAGCUGCUUAAGUUUACUCAAUUACAAGAAUACGGUCUGGUCUUCCAUUUUUUCACCCUAUAGAAUAUGCAUUUGCAAAGAAUAAUUCUUAUUCUACUGUUUAUUAUAUGCUUUUCAUGUGUGUAACACGAUAGUGAUUAUUGUCUCAAUGAUAUCAAGGUUGGUUGUGUUUUCAUUUA